UAUGUGGGAAACCACAGUGGGAAACACAAAUAAUUGGAAAUUUGGAAUUUUGUAGUUUGUUAUCACAGUUGUAAUUAUUGAUUAUUUUCUUCUUGAUUUAAACGAAAUAAUUGUAAGCAAUCAUGGAUACUGUUGUUAAAAGUAUGUUGGAAGAGGAACCAGAAGAGGAGAAAAAGGGUUUAAUGUUUAUGGGACGAGAUUUGUCGAAGAUACCAUGCUUCCGGGAAAGUUUCCUUUAUGGCAUUGCAUCAGGAGUAGGCGUUGGAUUAGCGGCUUUUCUCAAGACUUCAAAGCCUAUGAUGUCUCAACAUAUUGGGUUCGGAACAUUCACUGUAUCUACUCUAGUCUAUUGGGCAUACUGUAGGUACCAGUGGUCCAGACAAAGAUUUGACGCACAGUUGCUACAAGAAGCUUUGAAAGACAAAAUAAAGUAUGAAGGGACUGUUAUUGAGAAGGAAUUAGAAUCAAAAGGUGUUUUAAAGUCAGCGUAGGCAUUUUCUUUAUAUGUAGUUCAUAUUGAGCCAAGUAUAAUUUUGCUUACUUUGUAACAACUAAAGUUUGGCAAAAUUGAAUAUUUAUUUAUGUACUUAUCCCAUACUAAAUAAGCAUUUAGACAUGAUGCAAUGAAGUUAUGAUUAUGAUAUAAAGAAAAAUCUUGACUUUCCUGAUAGAUUACUCUUGUAGGCAAAUUGCCAUGUUAAUGUUCAGUGUUGCCUGGGACUUCUACAUUUAUUUAAUUAUAGACUGGAUUAUGUAAGUACUGUAAAUUGUGUAUCUAUUGUAGUUAUAGUAAAAUAAAUAUUAAAUCAUUGAAUUAGAA
Messenger RNA from Ostrinia furnacalis (Asian corn borer), 820 nucleotides. It is a transcript of the gene l(3)87Df, whose product is annotated as cytochrome c oxidase assembly factor COX20 lethal (3) 87Df. The transcript has 2 exons. The record is from RefSeq and is a predicted model, not a curated record. Gene Ontology annotation, cellular component: mitochondrion; mitochondrial inner membrane. The coding region runs from base 123 to 491 and encodes 122 amino acids. Gene Ontology annotation, biological process: mitochondrial respiratory chain complex IV assembly. Lineage: Eukaryota; Metazoa; Arthropoda; Insecta; Lepidoptera; Crambidae.